This is a messenger RNA of Rubroshorea leprosula, 1375 nucleotides long. NCBI's taxonomy places the organism in Eukaryota, Viridiplantae, Streptophyta, Magnoliopsida, Malvales, Dipterocarpaceae. The record is from the annotation of a GenBank genome assembly.
CACUUUUUGAUUUAAGCAUAAACACAUUAGGAUAUCAUUUUGCCCCUCCAAAACAAUUCUUCUGGCUACGCAACUGUGCUUGACCAUCCCAAAGUGAAAUCAAGAACAAGUAGUGUUUGAGGUAUUUCUUGAACGAGAUUGGGUUCAAGAAUGAGGACGGAUAAGGCGAAGAAGAUGAAAGAGCAUAAGAAUACCCAACUCGAUAGGUUAAGUGACUUACCGGAUGAUUUGAUUCAGCACAUCCUUUCCUUCUUAGACACAAAAUACGCCGUCCAAACCUGUGUUCUGUCCAAGAGAUGGGUUAAUUUAUGGUCUGAUCUCACUGUUUUCAAUUUCUGCUAUCAUCAUUCCACUCCGUCGUGGGAUUCCGUGCCUUUAAGCAAUUCAUAGCUAAUGUCCUGGAUCAUUGCAACACCUCUCAAGUUAUUGCAUUCCGCCUCUGUAAUGACGCCAAUGGAGCAGACCUAGGACAGUCCCUCAUUGACAAAAUUGUUAACUUUGCUGUUUCUGACAAUCUUCAAGAGCUUGAUUUAUCAUUUUCUCCCUCUGGAUAUGAUUGCCAAACUCUCAAUAUGUUGAUCUCUUCCCAAGCUGCAUUAAUCUGCAGCAUCUUGUCUUGGAGAAUGUUGGCAUAUAUGUGUCAAAUGUGUUCAACAUAUCUGCGCCUCAGCUAGUCAAUUUGACAAUGUUGAAUGUUUGAUUUCAUGAAAGCGAGAAGGUUAUAGUUAGCGCACCAAAACUGACCUCCUUCCACUUAUCAAUUAAGCAGCCAUUUGUGUUGUCUGUGGAUAAUUCUCCCUUUCUUGACAAGUUGAAUGUUAGCUUGUCCCGGCUAUACAAGAAAAAUCUGGAAAAUAUUCGGGCUUUGAUUGGUAUUUUAAGGGAGCUGGUAAUGCAAGGUCACUCAUUGUAUCACCAAACAUAUUCAAGCUUCUCUCAAAGUAUUAUAGAUAUAUCAAAGAUCAGCCUUCCCCCUUUAAAAGUCUGGAGUCCUUGAUAGUAGCGAAGAAACACAAGAGUUUCAAGAUUUCUCCCCAAGUGAUGAACUUCUUGAUUCAGGACUCUCCUCUUGCAGAAGAAGUGGGUGUGAAAUUACCAAAGGGAAAAGGUAAGCGUAACGCCUAAUUUGGGGAUAGCAUUAACUGAGAUAUCAGACAAUGAAACAUCAAAAUGUAGGUCUUAUAUUAUCUACUGCUUUAACCUGUUAUCAUGCUUACCAGAAGAAUCCAGACGGAAAUCUAAGGUUCAGUUAAUAGUUUAACAUUAGUCUUCAUUUUGUUACAUUCUUUUGUACUAGAAAUGAGAUUGACAAUCUGUCUUCUCUAAUUUUGUUUGGAACUACCAUUUUGCUCUGCCUGCUGAAAUUGUUGCGGAC